This is a messenger RNA of Amoebophrya sp. A120, 1640 nucleotides long. Lineage: Eukaryota; Dinophyceae; Syndiniales; Amoebophryaceae. The record is from the annotation of a GenBank genome assembly.
AUAUGAAGGCAGAUGAUGAAAUCAACGGUGCAGCUGGCUCUUGUUACAAACGUACCACUACGCAGAGUACCACCGCUACGCUACCGGGUGGCAUCGAUGAGGAAGGGCGUUCGUUCUCUUGGUCGUCCUCGGAUCUUUCCCCUUCGCGGCCUCUGACUGGUGGAUUUUCACCUUCCCUGAGUUCUGCUCGCCAGGGUCUGGAGCAUAAUCGCGGCAGUACUGCGGUUGGUGAAAUAGGAGUAGUCAAGGGCAACGACCAGAACCAGCCGAGUGGUGGUCGAGCGCUUGUUCUGUCUCCACCAAGAAUACGCAAUGCAGUUAUGUCAUCUUGGUCUGGAGGAAGAUUGCGAGGUUUGUCAUGCAUGUUUUGAAUGAUCCAUGAUGUCUGUGAUGUUGCAUGAGCCGGAAUCACAUAUUAGCUGAAGGCUUUGUGAUGCCACCUCUUCCGCAUGAGAAAUGACCUCGCCGCGUAGCGUCAACUGGAGUUUUCUUGCUGGUCAUGCAAUACAAGUUUUUUUAGCAUCCAGAGGCAGCAUCACAAGUUUGGAAUCUUCCAAACGACCCAGACGUAGUUGCAUUUGAUAACUAACUCGAGGAGCUCCUCAACUUCCGGGAAGUAGUACUAGUAGAAGAAGAACUUCGACGCAUCGUGACUAUGUGCUUCUCCUACCUGACGACCAUGCCCUCUUGCGCUCGACACGGAACGGCAGCGCGCUGAUACUAAACGACCGUCAACUACUACAACAGGAACAGAAUGAUCUCCUCGUUCAAAAUGUCGUGACAGCAGAAGCCGGACCGGCUCCUCCUGUAGAAGUUUCGACGGCCGUUAUCGUCGUUACGAUUAUCCACAGAAAAAAACCCAUCCCCAUCCAAUUUGUUUAUGCAAAACACGUUGUAUCAAGUGAUGAGUUUGUCAUGCAAAAAAUGGAUGUGGAUGGUUUUUUUUCUGUGGAUAACGAUUAUGCUCCUUUCAUUACUUCUCUCCGUUUGCGUCGGGGUGCUGUUCUUCUGCCGCAAAGCGUGCAUAUUUCGUAGCGCCGGGCGUAGUCGUGGCUCCGGAGGUGCGCAAAAGGUAAAGGGAAUAAGAAACGACCACGUUGAAAAUAAAGCGUCAACGUCACGGAUUUUUAAAUCAUCGGUGAUGAUGAAGGAAGAAGACCAAAAGAACAUCAACGUUGUAAAUAAAAAUCGCCGAACUACAACGUCCAUCACAACAAGUAUGCGGAGGAGCGGUGCGACAGCUGGUGCAGCUCUGUCCAGAAGAUUCUCAAAGCCACUUUUGCUCGCACCAGCUGAUGCGCCACCGCCGAAAAGAAGUGUGGUGAAUCUUGUUCGCGACGAUCGAAAAACAACGUGCGAUGCGGAUGCGGCCGCUUGUUCCCCUUGCUCCCCUGCUCUCGAGGAGAUUCAGACGGAGGAUGAGGGCGAAUAUCUACCUCGUGCUCUUACUUUCGGGGCGCUGGGAAGACGGACCCACAACGAUAGCGACGUCGUGUGAGGAGCAGCAGCCAGAGAUUCUGGAAGAAGCAUUUCUGAUGUGACAAGAAAUGUAAUUAGAAUUAUGUAAUCUUUAUUCCAGCUCUAUUUUUCCAUUCGCGUACACCGCUGGAGAUAAAAGAGCAGUUAGCUGCCACAAGGAC